UGUUAGCCAGAUGGGCAAUGUCGCUUUAGACAAGAGAAGACGGCAAAGAACGCCGUUCACCCGCUGUUUGGACUUUAUCUGAGUAGGGACUCGGUUGUGUAGCAGCGACCCUCCUCCCCACAGCACGUCGCGGUUUGGAUGGGGGCGGACAUGGUAAAGUUAGCCCAGCUAACUGACAUGGCGAGCUGUGAUGGCGACGUGACUCAGUUGCUCAGGGAGCGGAGCGGGAAGUAAAAAGGUUCAUCUAGCCGCGCUAUUGCCACUCCAAGCCCCACAAAAACCCACCGAAAGGGCUUUCCCAACCCGAUGUGAUAGAGACUUUGUGUUCAUGAUCCAAAGUCCUUCGAGCUGGACUCCGUAGAAUAGCCGGAGAGAUGAAGGCAGCAGACGAGCCUGCCUACCUGACAGUGGGGACAGAUGUCAGUGCCAAGUACAGAGGAGCCUUCUGUGAAGCCAAAAUCAAGACUGUUAAACGCAUGGUCAAGGUGAAGGUGACUCUGAAAGGUGAGAGUACGUCUCAGGUGGUACAGGACGACCAGGUCAAAGGUCCACUGAGGGUGGGCUCCAUUGUGGAGGUGAAGACCAACGAGGGUUCAUGCAGUGAGGCCAUCAUCAGUAAGCUGACGGACGCUAGCCUCUAUACUGUGGUGUUUGAUGACGGAGACGAGAAGACUCUCCGUCGAACGUCGCUGUGUCUGAAGGGAGAGAGACAUUUUGCAGAGAGUGAGACGUUGGACCAGCUGCCGUUGACCAACCCGGAGCACUUUGGUACUCCGGUUAUCGGUAAAAAGUCUAACCGAGGCGGGCGGCGCUCAUCCCAGGCUGUUGCUGAUGAGGAAAACGACACUUCAUCCAGCGAGGAUGAGGAGGAUGACAGGAGGCGGCUGAGUGAUGAGCUGCUGGGUCAGGUCUGCAGCAUAGAGAAUGUGGAGGAUUCCUGCAGCUGGUUCCUGGCACUGGUGGUGUCUCCCAGCUGUAACGAUGAGCUGGUGGUGAAGAAGGAUCAGUGUCUGGUCAGGUCCUUCUGCGAUGGAAAGUUCUGCAUCGUGGUGAGGAGACAUGUCCACCCCGUCAACUCCCUCAGCAUCUCCAAGUUCUUUAACAGGAAAGGUCACGAAGGAGCCCAGAUAUUUCUGAGGGGCAGGGAGGUUCCAGAUGUGUGGAAGAUGGAUAUGAGUCAGAUCCUAGACUCGUCCUCCAGUGAAGAUGAUGAGGAUAAGGAAAGUGAAGAAGAGGAAGAAGAAGACGAUGAUGACGAUGAAGAUGAAAAGAAGAAGAAACACAUGAAGGAGGAGCCGGAGGAGGAGGCAGACCCUGAGGAGAGGGACCGCUUCCUUCAGCAGCUCUACAAGUUCAUGGAGGACAGAGGAACUCCCAUCAACAAGCCUCCGGUGCUGGGGUACAAAGACCUGAACCUCUUCAAGCUCUUCAGGCUGGUGUAUCACCUGGGAGGCUGUCACAAGAUCGAGUCCGGCACAGUCUGGAAACAGGUCUACGUGGAUCUGGGGAUUCCAGUUCUCAACUCUGCUGCAUCCUACAAUGUCAAGACGGCCUACAAAAAGUAUCUGUACGGCUUCGAGGAGUACUGCCGUUCAUCCUCCAUUACCUUCAGGACCAUCCAUCACAAUGACCCCAGUCCUCACACUGUGCUGGCCAAUCACAAGAAAGCUAAGGUGGAGCCUAAAGAGUCGCCCACACUGCAUGUGAAGGCGGAGCCUAUCGAAGAAAAGAGAGAGGAGCCAGAGACAGAGAGUGAGAGUGAGAAAGAGAUGGAGAGGCAGUCAUCUCCCAGGGGGAGGAGGAGGUGUGGGGGGGGUCGGCUGAAGCUGGCCUGCAGACCUGAGAGUCUGGGGAGAGGAGGAGGAGGAGAGAACAGUGAGGAGCAGCAGAGGGAGGUGAGGAGACACAGCAACAGAAGAAUGGACGACUCUGAGAAAGGCUCUGAUGAUGAGGAGGAGGACGAUGAGGAGGAGGAAGGGGAGGAGGACUCACGGACAGGAGACAGGAGUGAGGAUGAGGAGGAUGAAGACUCGGUGACAGGGACAAAGGUUAGGGUGAAGUAUGGCCGAGGGAAGACGCAGAAGAUCUACGAGGCUCACAUCAAGAAGACUGACAUGGACAAUGGAGAGCAGUUCUACCUGGUUCACUACUAUGGCUGGAACGUCAGGUACGAUGAGUGGGUAAAGGCUGACCGCAUCAUCUGGCCCACAGAGAAGGGAACAAAGAAACGACAGAGGAAGAAGGUAAAGAACAAAGACAGGGACGAAGCAUACAAGGAUGAGGAAAAACCAUCAUCGGUGGUGGCAGUCAAACCAACACCUGUGAAACGUGGUCGUCCUCAGAUCAGGAACAUGUCCAUUGGACGCAGUGUCUCCAAAACCCCCAGCAGCGAUGGACAGUCCAAUGGCAAGAGCAGCCGGAUGGACACAAUAUCUAACUUGGCCAACGGAGAUGAAACUCCUCGGCGAAGGACGAGACGGACGUCCGGGAUGUACGACUCUGACCACGCUUCAAUUGAGGAUUCUGGGAACUCCUCAGAUGACAGCGACUCAGAAGACAAGCCUGACAAAAAGCCGUUGCCAUGGCGAGGGAGGCUCGAAGCUUGCCAACCAGAGCCAAAGGAGGAGGAGGAGGAGGAGGAGGAAGAAGAGGAGGAGGAGACCAGGGAGUUUUCUGAUGUCGCAACACCAGCUAACGAUGACAAUGUGGGUGCCAUAGCAACGGCUGUCCAACUGCCAGCUGCCACCAUCGCCUUGUGUCCCAGCAUGCAUCAGGAGAAAGCGGACGGAGUCCUGAACCGAUUAGAGGAGAAGGAAGCCAAGCAGGAGGAGGAGCUUGCAGGAGCAUCCGAAUUGACUAGGACGGCAUCUGUCCAUGACGAGAAGACGUCACCUGGACAGGAGGGGCUCCAGAAGCUGUCCCCCAGCAGAAUGACGCCACCUCCUGAAACAAAGCAGCCUGAGUCUUCGUCCCCCACUGUCCCCCAGGCCAGCGACCACUCCACCCCCACAUCCUCCCCCAGAGUUAAAGGUCGCAGGAGCAACCCCAGGGAGCCGGGCUCCGAGACCCCUCCCACUGUUACCAACGUCCCCACCAUCCCCAGCCCCCCCCAGGCAGAGGUUCCUUCUCCUCCUCGCAGCGUUCUCCGGAGACAGGAGGAGCCCAUGGUGGUUCUCCACUGCCUCCCCACACAGCACCUCCCCACCAAGCCGCUGAUCACCACCUCGGAUACAGACUCUGCCACCGAGGAGGAGGAGGAGGAAGAGGAAGAGGGGGGGGGAUCACCCAGGGAAAGGAGCAGCGCAGCGCUGAAGAGGAAGGCAGUGGAGCAGAGGACGGCGGAAAAGAAGCUCUGCUCCGACCAGAGGCAGGAGGAGGCUUCCUCCACCAAAACUCCCCCCUCCACACCCAAGACAGCUGCCGGAGUCUCCCCCAGAACACUUGUCUCCCCCUUACGCUCAGAUAGGAGGAGCGAGGGAGCAGUGAAGGCAGAGGACUGGACCCAUCCCGAGGAGGAGAAGAAGGCGUCAGAGGAGCAUCAGACAGGUGAAACGAAUAUUGACCCAGAGGUACAUGGUGGUACACCACCCUUUGCUCUAGAGACCCCCGCCCCUACUGAGGAGCUGCAGCCGGAGAUUGACCCCGAGUCUCUGGUCUGCCAUGAGGUGGACCUGGACGACACCGACGAGAAGGAUAAACCUUCAUCAGAACACCUCCUCCUGAUGGUGAGGGACCAGAAAACAACUCCACAUCCUCUGACCCAUGUUGUUCACGCCUCUCCCUCCUCACAUCACCUCCCCCAGCCUCAGGUUAGACCCUUCUUAAUAGCUGCCACCCCCACCCCCUCCUCUGAGGAGCCCCAUCCGGACAAGGCUGCUGCUGAGGAGGAGCAAGGAACCACCAGGGUGGAGCAGGAAGGAGACUCCAGCCCUGGGUUUGAAGGCAGCACCUCCUCAUCCUCUACCUCCCUGCUGUCGCUGCAGGAGAACAAGGACCGAGGCCAGAAGAGGCUGAACGACUGUGGCUCUAGUCCUUCUGCCAAAAAACACAAACGGAACCAGAAACAGCCAAAUACCCCUGCCAAGGUGGACAAGAAUGGAGCAGGUCACAGCAGUGACAGUGAAGACCAGUCUCGUCUCUCAUCGCUGUCCAAAUCCCAGAAAUCUCGUUGUCCUGGUCUUUCAUCUCCAGCUGCUCACAGCAAAGACAAAGGGAGCUUCCCGUCCCCUCAGCGCUCCUACAAAUGGACCCUCCAGCUAGACGAGUUGGACGGCAUGUCGAGCACAGAACGGAUCUCCUUCCUUCAGGAGAAGUUGCAGGAGAUCAGGAAGUACUACAUGAGCCUGAAGUCGGAGGUGGCCUCCAUUGACAGACGCAGGAAGAGACUAAAAAAGAAGGAGAGGGAAGUGUCAAACACCACGGCCUCCACCUCAUCGGGGUCCUCAGACACGGGUAUGAGUCCGUCCUCGGCCUCGCCCACUCAGAACACUGUGGCUGUGGAGUGCAGGUGAUGACACGCCCACUGGGGCCCCACAGCCUUGCUGUGCUGAUGGCUGAUGGGAACCGGCCACAAGGAGGCCCCGCCCCCUCACCUGUGGACUGACCUCCUGUUUGAGGAGACUGUUAAAGUCUACUCCCGUCUGCUGAGCUGGUGCAAGCCUUUCCUUUCAUUCUCGCCCCGAGAAUCAGACGAGUCAGAUUCCUCUUCCUCUUCCAGGUUCCUCUGCUUCACUUCCUUUUCCUCUUGUUUAUUUCAAACACGAUCAGAGUUUUUAUGUUUAUUAACUUUGUUCAUGAACUGUUUGAGUAAAAUAAUGAACCUUUGAGUAUUUAUUGGCUGUGAACAGAACUUUUCCAUGUUUGGGUUCUCAUGUCAAAUUUAUUUACACAAAUGGAUCAAAAUCCACAUUUUUACCAGAAAAUCUCAGAUUUUUACUUGAAAAGCUAAAUUCUGCUGUUGGACACAGCUGAUGUUUGAUUUGGUUUCUUCAUAAAUUAAUUUAGCCUCAGACUCAUGUAGUCUUGAUUUCCCUGAAACUCUGUUUUAAAUGUUUUAUAAAGUUUCAUUGAUUUAAACAGAUUUGGAUGUGGUUUUGUCCAAUCCGACAACUCCUUGGUUCUCUAAAUCAAACUGACCUCUUCCUGACUCGAAUCCUGCUGUUUCUGGUGAUAAAUUUGCACUUUUUCUGGAUUAAUCUGACUCUGUCUUCAUGGUUUUGUUUGUCCAGUCAUCCCUCCAGAGGCUCCUCCUGUUUGCCUUUACUUUCUGUUCUGUUUUUUUGUGCAUUGGUUCAGGCAGACGGCUGCUUUCAGCUCCUUGACACUUGUUUGUUUUGUACAUAAAAGCAGAAAAAAGAAUAAAACACCUGUAUUUGAGAAUUACAUUUUACACGCCUGCAAAGAUACUUUCUAAUAUUUUCUAAGAGAAAACUGUUUGUACUGUAGUAUUAUGAACUCCUCGGUUGUUUUUGUUUUUCCUUAUGUGGUGUUUUGCUGGCGGUGGUCUGAGAGCGAAAACUGUAAAUAUGAAAACACACUUCCUCCUUCAAACAGAAGCCACGCUGAAAGGUGUGUGCACAAGCAGCGCUCUGUUUCUAAUAAAGUUUUUAACCGUU
Melanotaenia boesemani (Boeseman's rainbowfish) is the source of this 5615-nucleotide messenger RNA. RefSeq names its product AT rich interactive domain 4A (RBP1-like) (gene arid4a). Gene Ontology annotation, cellular component: nucleus. The record is from RefSeq and is a predicted model, not a curated record. Gene Ontology annotation, molecular function: transcription cis-regulatory region binding. The transcript has 25 exons. Gene Ontology annotation, biological process: regulation of transcription by RNA polymerase II. The coding region runs from base 375 to 4511 and encodes 1378 amino acids. Lineage: Eukaryota; Metazoa; Chordata; Actinopteri; Atheriniformes; Melanotaeniidae.